Telopea speciosissima is the source of this 1168-nucleotide messenger RNA. RefSeq names its product zinc finger CCCH domain-containing protein 2-like. Lineage: Eukaryota; Viridiplantae; Streptophyta; Magnoliopsida; Proteales; Proteaceae. The record is from RefSeq and is a predicted model, not a curated record. Gene Ontology annotation, molecular function: metal ion binding. The transcript has 2 exons. The coding region runs from base 35 to 1168 and encodes 377 amino acids.
UCUUCUCUCUGAAUCAGAUCACAACAACAACAACAUGUCAAGUAUGUGCUGUGCAGAGAAGCACCAUUCCCAUGUCUACACCAGUGGGAAUGGCAAGAAAAGUCUCAGGGAGAUAGAAAUUCCACCCCGGAAGCUCUUCAGCCGUCGCACUAAGCUAUCGGACCAGAACCCAAAUCAUCUCUUUGCAGAUGUUGUUUCAGAUAAGAUCAUAGCUGAAGACGCAUUGUUGCACAAAUUCUUGCCUUGUAAUUCCGGAGACAAUGAUGAUGACGAUGGUUCUGAUGAUCCUUACUCGAGUGAUGAUUUCCGGAUGUACGAAUUUAAGGUGCGUAGGUGUAUGCGAAGCCGUAGCCAUGACUGGACUGAUUGCCCAUUUGCUCAUCCGGGUGAGAAAGCUCGUCGGAGGGAUCCAAGGAGGUAUCAUUACUCCGGCAAUGUUUGUACCGAUUUCCGGCGAGGUGGGUGUCGUCGUGGAGAUGCUUGUGAGUUUGCACAUGGGGUGUUUGAGUGUUGGCUUCACCCAGCGAGGUAUCGAACACAAGCUUGUAAGGAUGGGAAGAAUUGUAAGAGAAAGGUUUGUUUCUUCGCCCACACUCCUCGCCAGCUUCGUGUCUUGCCUUUGCAUACUUCUUCUUCUUCUCCAACCCCUGUUUCUGCUGGUACAUCCCCUGUUACUAUGAACCAAAAGUACCCAAAUCCCAGUAAUCACUGUUGUGUGUUCUGUCACUCUAGUAUUGCUUCAUCUCCGACUUCAACUCUGAUGGGUCUCUCUCAUUUAUCUCCUCCGAUGUCGCCGCCUCUGUCUCCUCCACUCUCACCAGGGGAUGGAUCCAUGGGGGCUACUUUCUCUCCGCUUUCUCGAUUCAAUAAUGAGUAUGAUUCGAUUACUUUGAACCAAUUGUUUCCUAUGGUGUUGGGUCAUAAGAAUGCUCUGGCUGAGCUUGUGAGCUCCUUGGAAGCCAUGGAUCUUGGUAACGGUGGCGGUGGUGGUGGUGGUGCCGCUGUUUCUCCUUCUAGCUGUGAAGAUCAACAAGAGUUCAUCCUCUCACCUUCUGCUCCACCACAACUAAGGAUCAGCAACAGUUUGAUGGACGAAGGCAUCAUCAACAACAACAACAAUGAAUGGUGUUGUCCUGAUUUGGAAUGGGUGAACGAGCUUGUUAUGUAG